AUGCAGCUUUCCCAUGGACCUGCAGUCCAAGCACUUGUGAUUGAUGAUCUUGUCAGCUUGUGCUGUCUCCCGGCUGCCGCUGACCCAAAAGGAGUCUCGGCUGCCCGUGAGCUUCACCUGGCCGCCUGUGAUGUUUACGAUCGCCAUAGCGUGCUGGGCUCUCCUGAAAAGGACGUCUACGGGCAGAGCCUCUUUCAAGCCAUCGGCACGGAGGUUGACUCUCGGCCAAAUACGGUCCGGCUCGGCCUUGUCUCGGCUGGGGCCUCUUUGGCUCGGCGUGCUGCCUUAGCUUUGCUUAGCUUGCGUGCUGCUCGGCUCCCUGUUACCACUUCGGGCCUGGUUGCUCGUUUGACUGGGGCGUGGACCUCCGUCUUCCUGUACCGCAGGCCUACGGCGUUGCAAACGCGGCCGCCGCUGCUCCCGCAUGAGAGCAGGGUUGCGAUUCGCCUCUCCCGGCGGCUUGCCCAAGAGCUUGUACUGUGCGCUGUUCUCAGCCCGAUUGCUGCCGCCGACCUCACCGCAAAACAGAGUCAGGCUGCUUAUGCCACCGACGCCUCUCUCGCUCGGGGAGCCAUUUGCAAAUGUCAUUUGCCUGCCAACGUUGCUCGCUCUCUGUGGCAGAAUGGUGACCGCGAAAAAGGAGCGCACACUCGCCUUGAGGAGGGCCCAAAGGUGCUACUAAAGACUGCUGGCCUCCCACACACGCAGGAGGACGUGGCAGAUUCUCCUCCGACCGCAGAUGAAGGUGGAGCCAUCCCCUUUGGCUUUGAUGUGCUCGAGGUCAUCGCCGGCGGCUACACGCGGGGCGUGCUUCUCGAGAGCCCUUGUGAGCACAGCCUCUUUAGCGCGCCUCCUUCCGGUGAGGUCCUCGGAGCCGAGCUUCGCCUCUGCUUCUCAAGGUCGCUCCGUGGGUCCCCCGGGCUUGGCACUGGGCCUGGCAUUGAGAGCAUUGCCACUAAUGACGUCCUCGCUGGGGCCGCCUGGGAAACUGUCUCUGUUAUUCCCUGGCAGGGUUCAUCUCAUAUCAAUGUGCUUGAACUGGCCGUCAUCGUUGCUCUGCAUCGGCAGGCUGCAACCUGCUCACCGGAUUCUCGCAUCUAUGUCAUGGCUGAUUCCCAGGUUGCAAAGAGCGCUGCUGCAAAGGGCAGGUCAGCCUCCCGGGCCCUGGGUUACGCUCUUGGCCGAUCCUCUGCGGUGCAGCUAGCCUUUGGGCUGUUCUUCUCCUACGGCUUUGCACCAACUCGGCUGAAUAUAGCCGAUGAUCCCACCCGGUUCGCCGACCUGAGACCUCCAGACUUUUGCGGCCAGACUUUGCAGCAAGUGCUGGACUCUGCCUUCGACCCUGCUGAGCGUACAUCUCAGCUGCUGGUGAGCUAUGGCCAGGCUCUUUUCCGUGCUGGGAACCUUUCCAUGGCUUGGGACCUUGCCUUUGCUUGGCUGACUGAAGAAGGCUAUGUCCAGAGAGGAUUGGCAGCAGAUCUUUCAGCAUUUGCCAGCUUCGCUUCGUGUGAGCGCCUGCGAGAUAUCCAGUUCACCCCCCUUAUGCGUUACGUCCUGAAUGGCAACACAUAUCCCUGGACACUGCUUGGCGAUCUCAUCUGCCUGCCUACGGCUGGCUUGUGCUUUCCGAUCCGGAGCAUGUACACCAAGGCGACUGCACCGAGGCCAUGCAUGGGCGAGCUUCUUUGCCCAGACUCAGCAGCAGAUGGCAGGGCGGAGUGUGAGGAUGCGACCAUGCAGAAUGCAAAGAACGAGCCCGUGGAACCAGUUGAGCAUGGCAAGGCCAAGAGGGUGCAGUCGCAGCCCAGGAAGGAGCCCCUGGAUGCCAUCUCUCCCCGCGAGCUCGAAUCCCUGCUCACGAGAGGUUCGCUCUGCAAAGCUCCUGGCCGGGAGCAGUGCGACCUGGCGCAGGUCGCACAUGGAGUGCUGGCAGCCUGCAAGCACUGGGGCCAGGAACUCUGGAACAAGCGUUUUGGAGUGGUGAACGUCGGGAACGAGGAGCGGGGGCAGCUUCUAAGCCGACAGCUGCAUGUGCAGACAUGCUUUGGCAUCGUGUACUCUCCUUCUCACUGGUGCCUGCUCGUUCUGCACAGGCCCACUGCAUCCCCACCGAUUGCCCACUUGUACGAUGGACUUGCCAGUGCGAUGUGUGCGGACAGUGCCAAAGCUUUCCUCUACCAUGCACAGAAUGUUGGCUGGACCCAACCCCCGCUGUCUUUGACGAUAGCUCGUGUAGGGAGUCAACCAGAUGCAUGGUCCUGUGGGCAUCGGGUCAUCAUCACGGCCAAUUUGGUCUUGGCACACCUCGCUCGCUCUGGUACACUGCCGCAGUCGAUGGACGGACCUACGUCCCAGGACGUGGAGGUGUUUCUUGCAGAGGCGAGACAGCAGAGCCUUGCAUCGGGCUCGGAUAGCUCUGCCAUCGAGGCUAAGGCUGAGGUCUCGCGAGAGUUGGAUUCGCGGAAGCCGACGAUCUCCGGAGCUUCUUCAUCUGCGGAGCUCGCUCCGUCUUUUGCUGCUGCUGCUACGUCUGCUGAGGUCUCCCACGACAUUGACUUGCAAUCUGCAGGCACAUACACGGUGGAGGCUCACACAGCGGCGGUUAUGCACCAUGCGCCGAAGCGCUUGACAGAGUCUCGGAGGGCUGGCGCCCGGUUUCAGCUACGUGCUGAGUGUGUGACCAGGGAUGUUUCCUUGGCAAAUGGGGGAGCGCAAGCUGUUGCGCCUUUUCCCCCGCCGGUGCCUCAGCUGCCGGCUGCAGCGCCGGGAUAUGAAUGGAGGCAAGUACCAGUGAUGCCGGUGCAGCCACCUUUGCCGCCUCCCUCGACCCCUGCCCCUAUUGCCCCUGCUGUGCAUGUGCCUCAGCAGCAGUCUACGUGGAAUCGCCAGCCCUGGCGCGGAGGGGGCCAGCAGAAGCAGCAGGGCCAAUGGGGCCAGCGCUGGAAUAAGUGGCAUCGGUCCAGUCAGGGGUCGAAUGAGCCUCGAGGGUCGGGCCACCAGUCUUCUUGGACGGACCCAGACCAUCACAACAUUCAGGAGGCCACUCCUUCUGAAGUGGCUGCGGCCGACGCCCGUAAGUCCACCAAAGAGGCUGAUAAGGAUGAGGCAGACGACGAAGAGUCGUACCUUGCAGCCCUGUGGAAGUCGGCGCAAGAUGAAGCGCGUGCAGACCCCACUCGCCCAUUGUCAGCCCGGGAACUGGCAGAGCAGGGAAAACUGCAGUGGUGGUGGAAGAUGCCUUGGAAGACCAUCGCCGAGAAGUUUCCUGACACGCAUGGCUACAAGGAGUUUUUGGAAGGACUUGAAGGUCCGAUCCCGACCUCUGUGAUUUCCCGCGUGGUCACGGUCCUUGCUGCCUUUCGGUCUUAUGGCCGCUCCCUUGAGGGGGACAAUCCAGUGGCGGGCGUCGUCGGACCCGAUGCUCACAUUUUUCGAGUGCCUGGGCAACGGAUUUUGAUCCUAUCUUGCGAACUGCGCGGGCCAAGCUAUAUCCGCAAUCCGAACUCGGCCCAUUCGGCUAUCAUGGCUCAUGGUACCUCUUUCCCCUCUUUAGUCGGCGUGGCAGAGAUAGGGGAGAUCGCGGUGAACGAUUUCCGCGAUCAGGGAACUCCCUGCUUCGGCUUUUCGGCACGGGGUUCAUUGGUCACCUUGUCGCGUGAUGCACUGGAAAGUGCAGCGACAAAAUGCGCGAGUCGGGCUAAAGCCCUGGGCGGGGCAAUUGUCCUCGUAGAGUGCGAGUUGCCACGGAGCAUCCCCGCUGUGGAGGGGGGGAAUGACAUGAUGCAGAUCUGUUGCCGGGACGCUGGAUCGGUGGUGGAUACUCUUCCUAUGAACUACGAGGAAGUGGCAGAUCGGUUUCUUGUGAUGUCUGGCCACGACCCCAGAGCGAGUGAGAAUGAAGUGUUCAUGCGAAGCAUCACUCAUGCUCGGUCGUCGCUGCCUCGGCAGCCUUGGGAACAGCCGGCUAUGCUGUGCAUCUUCGAUCCAUGGAAGGCGGCUUUCCCUCAGGGCUUGAACUUACCUUAUCAGGGAGUGGCCCCGGCUUCGUCUACUCCUCAGACGGCAGCACAACCUUCAGAUUCCGGGAAUCCGGUGCCGAGUGGAUCUCAUUGUCAGGCCUGGACUCGUGCAGUCAAGGCAAAACGAGGGCCUAGAGCCGCGGAUCGUCGUGAUGAGGCGUACCGCCGGGUCCUCACAUUACUUCAUGCCUUUUCGAGUUUCUUCGACCUGUGUACUCUGAUGGCAGAUGACGAGGAGGACGGCCCGGAUUCUGUCCAGGCCGUUUUGGCAGGGAAAUCACCGAACACCAUCUUGAAGCAUUUGGGUCCGGUUCGGACCUUUUGCGAGUGGCUUUUGAAAGCAAGUCAGACUCCGCCUUUUGCGGAAAAAGUUCUGUGGUCUUUCAUUCAUUGUGUCCUCAAGAUGCCCAAGACCGCGGCCACCACACUGGACAGUAGUCUGCGUGCUAUCAAGUGGAGUUAUUAUACCUUGGGACUACGUGUUCAACUAGAGGUCUUCAGCAGCCCUCGAAUUCAUGGUGUGGUGAAGAAGGCGCUACAGACUAAAAACCCGUGGUGCCCGGCGUCACCCCUCAAGGUGUCCGAAGUUCUCCAACUGCAUACGAUCUGUUGUGAUCCUUCUAUUUCUGUCAUUGAUAGAUGCGGGGCGGCGCAUUUCCUUGCCAUGCUCUACGCAAGGGCACGGGCAUCGGACAUCCGAUGUGUCAAACGUAUUUUGAUAGAUGUACACAACGAGGACUGGAGUUCCGGUUUCAUUGAGUUAGGGACGCUGGAGCACAAGACGUCUAGGCUGGACACUCAGCGACGUCGUAUAUUGCCUCUGGUGAUUCCUGGCCAGGGUAUUGCCAAAACCCCUUUUGGUCAGCUCCUCCUGGACAUUAGGGCUGAGGCCGGCUUGCCGAAUGAUCAGGCCGAUGUUCCAUUUUUGCCGGCGCCUCUGCCGGAUGGAUCGUGGUCCUCUGACCCGCUGUCUAGUAGCGAAAUUACCAGGUGGCUGAGGUAUUUAUUGCCACGUCCAUCGACGGAACAGGCCGUGAGUUCGCACUCGUUGAAGGUUACCUCACUUGUUUGGUGUAGCAAAUUUGGGAUGCUCCGCGAAACUAAGCGAGUUCUAGGCCAUCACUCGGAUGCUGCGACUGGUAGCGAUGCAGUUUAUGGACGUGAGUUACAGAGUGCGGCACUGCGUGAGUAUGUUGUCGUGCUGGAUGCAGCAGCUGCUUUUCCACAGGACUCGGAAGUCCUGGAGGAGGCUGUGGAAGAUGAUCAGGAUGAACAAUCCUUCUGGGCUCAUCCGACUAGCCAGGUUCUACAUCGCACGACUUUGGGGUAUUUAGCCAUGACGAGUUCCGUAGAUUCGGCGCCUUUCUUUGUGCAGCGAGCAGAUGAAAUCUCGCUCGCCAAGCGAGUAGUGGAUGCCUUGAAAGGUAAAGGGGUGUCUACUUUGGCCCAGCUGGCCUUCUGUGUCGGACAACCGGGACAGGUGCUAUCUCAGACUGAGUUUGACACGUGGAGCGAGGCCUUGUUGGUAGGCAUCACAGUGGGCGAGAAGGCGUCUUUAAGGCGCCUGAUCUUGGAAGCUCAGACCAUGCUAGUGGGGGUAGCCGAGCGAAAUGCUCGCAUGGAUCAGCUCCGGACUCAGCUCGCCGGCUGGGAGAGUCGGUGCCUGAAGUACAUCGGUCCAGAGAAGUGUCAUAGCCGUGAGGAUGAGGUUCAGAACGUCAAGCCUUUGACCACCAGUCUGUCCUUGGAAGGCGGUAAGUUGAAGGUUACGGAGGCUGCUGGUAUGGAUGAUCGCGAUAUUGAGGGCUCUUUGCAAGUCCUUAAUGCCUUGCGCCGCAGAGGAGUGGCUUAUGCGUUUGCUCGCUUGAUCAGUUGGGAAAGACAUGAAGCUUAUGUGUCGUCUCUGUUCAGGUAUUUGACCAAGCCUGCUCAGCCUGGUUACAGGAAGGUGUCUCUUCGUCAGAUCUUGCGGGCUGAUAAGCUUGCCUUUUCCAAGUUGUCCGAGGCAGGUGAGGACAUCCGAGCAGAUGCUUCUGGCAUUCUUCCGCUCGAUUCAGCGAUCGGGGCUAUUCUUCACGAUUACGACCUAAUUGUUGCUCUUUUGCCUAUGGGGGAUUUGGAUGGUAAGGGCAAGAAUGCUAAUGGCCGUGGCGGGCGCCCGGGUCCUUACGGUGAUGCUGCGCCCUGGAAGGGGAAGAAUGGCAAAGGUAAGGGUGGUUGGACCUCCAAAGGCUCUGAUUAUUGGACAGGGAAAGGCAAGAACACCUGGCAAGCUAAGGGCAAGUCGCCUAAGGGCAAAGGCUCGGGGGCCGGUAAGCCGGAAUGGUUGCCUGAGGGACUUCGCUUCCAGGGAGCCUCUGCAUGGAAUCAUAAAGGCAACAAGGUCUGUUACGGCUUCAACCUUGGCACUUGUUCGGAUGCAAACUGCCAGAAGGGCGAUCAUACUUGCUGCAUCUUCAAAUGCGCGGAUCCCCCGCCUCGCCCUGUCGCUUUGGCGUUGGACGUGGAGAUGGCAUCUUCGGACGAACCCGUUUCAGGUGGUAUCUCUGUAGCUGAUGUCGCGACCCCGGCUUCGCUACCUUCUGGAGUAGGAGUGGACCCUGCUUCUAAGAUGGUGGAUGUCGACGAUUCUCCGAUUUUGGUAGAACCUACAGUUUUGGAUCCUCCUACGAUGCCGAGUGCUUCGUCUGAGUCGUUUUCCUUGGAGCACGCAGGGAGCGAGGGGGCGCUCCCCUCACCUCUCGUGGCAUCGCAGGACAAUUCUCCGGCCCCUCAGCGCCAGGAGCCAAUCAGGGCCAUUCUGCAGUGUUUUGCAGGCCAAGCUCGUGUGGCUUCAGCUUUGAUUAAGCAGGGCUAUUUUUCCUAUGGAGUGGACCGCUUCAAGCAGAAAGCGGCUAUGGCCCCAGUGCUUCAGAUGGACUUGUCGACGAGGGAGACUU
Molecule: messenger RNA, 6958 nt
Organism: Symbiodinium sp. CCMP2592
Lineage: Eukaryota; Dinophyceae; Suessiales; Symbiodiniaceae
Source: the annotation of a GenBank genome assembly